Prunus armeniaca (apricot) is the source of this 552-nucleotide messenger RNA. Lineage: Eukaryota; Viridiplantae; Streptophyta; Magnoliopsida; Rosales; Rosaceae. The record is from the annotation of a GenBank genome assembly.
AUGUUGGAUACUCUUUUGAACAUCAGUGAAGUGAACAGUGAGGACAUGGACAUGACCAAACUUCAACAUCUGCUUCUGAUUCUAUUUACUGCGGGCACAGAUACAACCUCUGCCACGUUGGAAUGGGCAAUGGCUGAGCUGCUACGCAACCCUGAAAAGAUGUCAAAAGCCCAACAAGAGUUGGAGAAAAUCAUUGGCAAAGGAAAACCAGUAGAGGAAGGAGACAUUGCUCGGCUUCCUUACUUCCAAGCAAUAAUCAAGGAGACCUUUCGGUUGCACCCAGCAACUCCAUUGCUUCUCCCUCGAAAAGCCGAUUCAGACGUUGAAAUAUGCGGGUAUAUUGUACCCAAGGGUGCACAAGUGUUUGUGAAUGCAUGGGCCAUCGGCAGAGACCCCAGCAUUUGGGACAACCCAAGCUCAUUUGUGCCUGAGAGGUUCUUGGGAUUGGAUGACCAAAUUGAUGUUACCGGGAAAAACUUUGAGCUAUCCCAUUUGGUGCUGGGAGGAGAAUAUGUCCUGGCUUGUCAUGGACAAUGCGAAUUCUGCCCUUGA